UCACGCUUUCCGCCAACUCUCGCCGACAACCACCUCACACAUAACAUCAACACACACACGCAUACUCGAUCCCCUUCCACUCUGACACUCUACCUAUCUAUCUAUCUAUCUUCUUCAAAGCUACCGAAUACUAGCCCGAAAUUCGACUUCGGUAUCAACUUUCUCUCCAACACCACAGCACCUACAUUCCAUCCGUACAAACCGUGAUCGCUGCCCUCAUGGCGCCGAUUCGCCGCUACCUCCGGAUCAGCAAAUACACCGUGCUCGAGUGCCGGAUCUACCUCGAGAAGCCCUCCGACAUCCGAUGGCUGCUCAGCAGCCGUGACCCCGUCCUGCAACGGAUCUUUGCCGCCAUUCGACCCUUGGUCCUGCCCAAGUUACGCGAAGAAAACGAGCGACUUUAUGCCCGGAAGAAAGGCAAGCCCGUCAAGGAUGUCAUCGCAGAAGAUGACUUCGAAGUCGCCCUGUUCCUUCGCGAAUCUCGAACACGCCACUCUCUAUUGACGCGACACAAGGAGUUUGAACAAGACGCAAUCAACGGCCAGAACAAGCUGCCAGGUCAGGCGGGGGCCGAUGGCACCGCCGGGGGUCAUAUUCUGGUCGAAAGCGAUGACGAGAGUGACCUGCGGAUGCAGGAUAUCCCCGAAGCCGGUGCGGUCGAAGAAGGCAAUGCCGGAGGGAAACGUGCGCGAGCGACGGAGGAGCGGGACGAGUCCCCGGAUGAUCGACGCACUUCCAAACGGAGGAAAGAGGAGGAUUCGAUACCACAGAUAGAUGAGACCGAGGACAAGAAGAUGCAGUUCAAAACGAACUAUGAGGGGUUCAACAUCUACGGCUGGGUGCUGUGUCUGCUCGUCACACGCAAAAGUGACGGGGUGACCGCGGCGCCUGGCUCCUCAGAGCCUGGUCGCCAGGUCCUGAUGGAAGAAUGGAUUUCUACACAGGCUCAAGGUGACCUGAUUGAGGACUGAGUCUGAAGAAUUGCUUGGACAUGUGCGGGGUAGAUGGGCCUAUCGGUCGGUGAUAGCCAGCGCUGACUCUCGGAUCCGAUGGUCGGCAGACCGAACGUGCAAUCUCGUCCGCGUCGACUUUGCUUAGCUGUAAGAGGCAAG
Messenger RNA from Aspergillus fijiensis CBS 313.89, 1112 nucleotides. RefSeq lists its product as uncharacterized. The transcript is spliced from 2 exons. The record is from RefSeq and is a predicted model, not a curated record. Lineage: Eukaryota; Fungi; Ascomycota; Eurotiomycetes; Eurotiales; Aspergillaceae. Bases 219 to 971 code for a protein of 250 amino acids.